AUGACAAAUAAAAUAAUAACCGCUUGUGCUUCUGAAAUAAAAAAAAUUGGUAGAUUUGAACCAAGAUUUUACUAUAAUCAAAGUCUAUUAAAAAAAACAUUUGAUAAAUUUGGAUAUGAGGAAAUUAACGAUUUUGCAACCCUAAAAAGCGGUUCAACACCUAAACAUUAUGAAAAUAAAAGAAAUGAAGAAGAUUGUUAUUUUAUUGAAUCUGCUAAUGUUAAAAGAUAUGGUUUAAAUUUUUCUACAAUUAAUUUUGUAUCAAGUGAAACUCAUAAAUCUAGGAUUGAAUUUAAGGUUAUACCUAACGAUAUUUUACUAUCCAGUGCAGGUACUAUAGGAUUUGCUUGUUUAGUUCCGCAUACUCUAAAAGAAAGUAGCACAAAUCAAAAUGUAAUACGAAUAAGGUUAAAAGAUAAAAGUUUGACAAAAUUUAAUCCUCAUUUUUUAGUUGCUUUUUUAAAUUCGCAAUUUGGUCAAAUAGAGAUGAAAGCACUCUUAACAAAUGACCGAUAUCUCAACAUAAAAAAUUUUAAGCAAUAUAAAAUUCCUAAAAUAGAUGAGAAAACUAUACAAAUAAUUAGUCUGAAAAUACAAAAAGCCGAAAAAAAUGAAAUGGAGGCCUCAUUGUUAUUAGAACAAGCCAAAAAUUUUUUUUACCGAAAAAUAGGCAUUGAUUUUUCAAAAAUAGCAGAGGAAAAAUCUUACUCGGUAAAUGCUGCCGAUUUCUUAAAAGCCGACCUCUGGUCUCCAAAAUACCUAACUUCUGACUUGGUAAAUUAUGAAGCGGACCAAUUUCCGGAUUUUUAUGUUUCUGAAAAAAUUUAUGAUGAAUUAAAUCAAGAUAUAAAAACUAACGAUGUACUUUUUAUUAAAGAUGGGAAUAAUGGGAUGAGGAGUGCAAUGAUAACCAAAAAUGAUAAGAUUAUAAUAAGUUCACACAUUGUUAAAUUAAGACUUAAAAUUGAAGCAAAAAAGCAUAAUUUUACGCCUGAAUAUCUUUUUUUAGUUCUAUCUUUAAAAGAAAUAGGUUUUUACUCUUCAAUUAGAAGAACGGUUAUUGCUUCAACUUUACCAUGUUUAAGAGAAGAUAAAUUAAAAGAAAUUGAAAUUCCGAUACUUGACAAAAAUUCCAUUGGUGAAAUUACAGAAUUAGUAAAAAGAGCAUUUGAACUAAAAGAUGAAAAAAAAGGGUUAAUUAAAGAAGUCCAAAAGGAAAUCGACGACUACUUUCAAAUUUAA
Racocetra persica is the source of this 1242-nucleotide messenger RNA. The record is from the annotation of a GenBank genome assembly. NCBI's taxonomy places the organism in Eukaryota, Fungi, Glomeromycota, Glomeromycetes, Diversisporales, Gigasporaceae.